This is a messenger RNA of Myotis brandtii (Brandt's bat), 1527 nucleotides long. RefSeq names its product carbonic anhydrase IV (gene CA4). The record is from RefSeq and is a predicted model, not a curated record. Gene Ontology annotation, molecular function: carbonate dehydratase activity; zinc ion binding. Lineage: Eukaryota; Metazoa; Chordata; Mammalia; Chiroptera; Vespertilionidae. The annotation marks the transcript as partial. Gene Ontology annotation, cellular component: plasma membrane. The transcript has 7 exons.
CAUGCACACGCGCACACGCACGCGCACACACACACACACCGGGUGUGGCUUGUGUGCACACAGUCCACGUGCGCUCCUAGGGGCCUAUGGGUGCACAGGUGCACGGACACACGCACACAGGCCUCACUCCUGCCUCUCUCUGCUCCAGAGUCACAUUGGUGCUACGCGGUUCAAGCCAAGGACUCUGAAAACUGCUUGGCGCCGGACCAGUGGGGUGGGCAAUGCCGGAAGGACCGCCAGUCCCCCAUCAACAUCGUCACCGCCAAGGCACGGGUGGACGAAAACCUGGGACCCUUCUCCUUCUCCGGCUACGACAAGAAGCAGAAGUGGACUCUGCAAAACAAUGGGCACUCAGUGAUGGUGUCGCUGGGGAACGAGGCCACAAUCGCGGGAGGAGGCCUGGCCUCCCCAUACCGGGCCAAGCAGCUGCACCUGCACUGGUCCAGGGUGCCGGAUGCAGGCUCAGAGCACAGCCUGGACGGGGAUCGCUUUGCCAUGGAGAUGCACAUCGUACAUGAGAAAGAGAACAAGAACGAGGCCCAGGACCCCAAAGACGAGAUUGCAGUGCUGGCCUUCCUGGUGGAGGCUGGAUCCAAGAACGAGGGCUUCCAGCCGCUGGUGGAGGCCUUGUCUGCUAUUCCCAGACCCAUGAUGAGCACCGCAAUGACCAAGAGCAUCAGCCUGUUUGACCUGCUCCCUAAGCAGGAGAAACUGAGGCACUACUACCGCUACCUGGGCUCGCUCACCACGCCGGGCUGCGAGGAGAAGGUUGUCUGGACUGUGUUUGCGGAGCCCAUUCAACUCGACAUGGACCAGAUCCUUGCAUUCUCUGAGAAGCUGUACUAUGACAACAACCAGAAACAGAAGAUGACGGACAACGUCAGGCCCCUGCAACCCCGGGGGCAGCGCCCGGUGUUCAGGUCCCAGGCCCCCGGCCGACUGCUGCCCUUGCCGCUGCCCGCUCUGCUGGCCCCCACACUCACCUGCCUGGCGGCUGGCUUCCUCUGAUGAUGGCUCACCUCGGGACACUUGACCUCUGCCCUCUGCCCUCAGAGGGCUUGGGGCUCCCUUCCUCUGCUUCCCAGGUUGGACUUGGAUGAUGAUUGAAAGAAAUACAGAUAUAUUUUUAGAGAAACCUUUCUCAGGUCUGUUUUGAGCUCCCACAACUACCCCGGCCCCGUUCCCCUCAACCUACCCCUGUUCCCGGGCAGGGACCUUAGGACCUGGACAUGCCUUCGGAGCAGGGACCGCGUGGGUGUGAACUCCCUGUCUGCACCCCACGUGGAGGGAUGCGAAGGCGCCUGGGAGCUCCCGCACAGUGAAAGCACAGAGGCCAGGCAGAGCCCACGGAGGCCCCAGCCAGCGCCCUCUCCUCUGUGCUGGGCGCGGUGGGCGACAAGAGUUCAUUUAUUUUCUGAAAUACUUCUUGAGUGUCUAUGUUCUGGACACUGGGGAUGUGGCAGGGAAUGAGACAGACGAAAACGCCUUCCCUCCUGGAGUUCCCAUCAAUAAAACAGACAUGUUGUA